CUGCAUUGUAUUCUAAACUCCUGAAUCUCGCUGAACUCUCUCUGGCUGCUGCUCGCGCGUCCUGAAUGUAAAGUGUGUCCUCUGCUCGAAGCUGCUCUGUCUGUGACCCCUGACCUCGCUCACACGAUCUGAGCAGUGAUGCAGUGAUUAGAAUCCAGCUGUCUGUCAGAAGCGACGGGUGAUGCAUGCUCUCACACCUCUAACACUGAAUCCAUCGCAAGAGGGAGACAGUCGCCUUGGUAACAGCAGGAUCGGUGCAGCCUCAGCACCAGCUGCAGAGCAUCCAUCAGUCCUCAGUGAUCCUCACUACUGCUAAACAUCAGCACCACACAGGCUGGUUCUGACCAGAUAAAACCCAGGAUGUGAUCGAGUGGCAGAUCUGAAAGACUGAGACGAGGCCUUCAGCUCCAGAUGUUCCUCAGUCACGCAUCUGGACUGGAGGAACAACAUCCGCAUCUCUCUGAAGAGGUGAAGAGUCUCAGAGACGGACACUGAGCAGAAAGACUGCUCCCGUUCAUUCAGCGCCGGGAGACGUGUGUGUGUGUGUGUGUGUGUGAGCGGCUCGGGGAUCGGGAGAACAGCAGGGCUGCUGUGGACCGGAUUCACGAAGCAUUCGACGGAAGAAAGGACACCUAUGGAAACUGGAGACCAGAAUUUUAGGAAAAAGGCGAGCGAGUGAUUUCACGCUUCAAUCUUUAUUUAUUUUUUCUCUAAUAGGCGAUCCGCUUUUGUCUGUAAUAAGCACCAGGAUGGACUGAUUUCACUGACGCGUUUUUGAAUCCAUCCCUGAAUGUUAGACUCAUGGAUGCGCGUGCUCGAGCGCCGGACCGGAUGCGGUUUUCACCGGGAGCCGUCGGUCUCUCCCUCGUGCCCUCAGUAGACAGCUGCAUCGACUGAGUGAAGAUGAGUUCAUCACUUGCCAGUGUGCUGCUUGGAGAGUCACUCCUCUGAUAGCACACGUGUGUCCUGGAGACGUCAGCAUUUAACUCUGCAAUACGUGUAAAGGACGUUUCCUGUCAGAUAAAGCUCGAUUAGAUGUCUUUAGAGUUAGAAUGCAUGUAAAACCGACAUCUGUCAGAUGUUUGUGCACAGCAGACGCUUCUCAGAUGGAGAGACAUGUUCUGUCUGGGUCAAGUUGAUCUCUUGAUGAGUUGCAGUAGUAUGUAAGUGUUAGUCUUCCUUCUCGUUCAGGUCACAAACCCUCGAGGGCCCUCGCCCCGUUUCUUCUUAUUUUUUUUGUCCUCUGAAGUCCACCAAUAUUUAUUUCCUGUACAUCAAGAGGAAAGGGGGCUCCCCUUUCGUUGAGAGCAGCACCAUGGGUGUGUUUGAGCGGGGCGUCCAGAUGCUCCUGACCACGGUGGGUGCCUUCGCUGCCUUCAGUCUGAUGACCAUCGCGGUCGGGACGGACUACUGGCUCUACUCACGCGGGGUCUGUAAAAUAAAGACUAGUAACGAGAACGAGACCGGCAAGAAGAACGAGGAGGUGAUGACCCAUUCUGGGCUGUGGAGGACCUGCUGUCUGGAAGGUAAUUUUAAAGGCAUGUGUAAACACAUUGAUCACUUUCCUGAAGAUGCCGACUAUGAAGCCGAUGCAUCAGAGUAUUUCCUGCGUGCGGUCCGGGCCUCCAGUAUCUUCCCCAUCCUCAGUGUCAUCCUGCUGUUCAUGGGGGGUCUCUGUGUCGCCGCCAGCGAGUUCGACAAGAAUCGACACAACAUCAUCCUCAGCGCAGGAAUCUUCUUCGUAUCCGCAGGUCUGAGUAACAUCAUCGGGAUAAUCGUGUACAUAUCAGCCAACGCGGGCGACCCGUCCAAGAGCGACUCGAAGAAGAACAGCUACUCGUACGGCUGGAGCUUUUACUUCAGCGCGCUGUCCUUCAUCAUGGCGGAGAUGGUGGGUGUCCUGGCCGUCCACAUGUUCAUCGACCGGCACCGGGAGACACGCGCGCCUCGCGCUCGGACCGGCGGAGGAGGAGACUAUCUGCAGGGAUCCGCCAUCAGCAGAAUCCCCAGCUACCGCUUCCGUUACCGGCGUGAGUCGCGCUCCUCCAGCCGCUCCACCGAGCCCUCGCACUCACGUGACGCUUCUCCCGUGGGACUGAAGGCCUUCGGAGCGCUGCCCUCCACCGACAUCUCCAUGUACACUCUCGGCCGCGGCGGAGACACGCUCAAGACUCCACACGGGUCUCCACCGAUGUACAACUCCGACAGAGAGCCGGACUUCCUCCAGGUGCACAACUGCAUCCAGAAGGACUCGAAGGAUGCCAACCGGCGCACCACACCUGUAUGAGAGCAGCGCCCCCUGCAGGGGAUGACGAGGUCACACGUCACAGGACAGAAACGUGAAAUGCAUGAUUUUCUUAUCUUCCGUAAACUAACAUGUUUUCAACUUUCUGACGAAUCGGAGCCACAGCGUUUGGACUGAGAGCUCUUGAAAUCUCUUCUCUUCACAUUUGUUUUAUUCUGUUGUGCAUAAAUACUGUGAACCUCUGUGAGCCCAGGGAAGACAAAACGAUCCCGGCCGAGAUUUAUAUGUCAUUAUAAACAUACUACUGACUAAAUAUAUAUAUUUAAAUAUAUGAAAAGAUACAUACAUGAAUUUAUGAACAUUGUUAAUAAACCACACACAGACUUCUUGAUUCAAGAAGAAGCAAAAGAACAAACGAGCGAAUCAGAAGUCAAUAAAAUCAUCAUGGAUAAUAAGAGCUUGAUUUGUGUCGACUCAUUUGCAUGUGUUUGAUUAAACCAUCCUCAAAAAUAGUUUCUAGACUGGAGCAGCAUCUCGUUUCUGUCACCAUGGCAACACCAGAGCUGUCACUCAAUCCAGGAGAAACAAAGUAACUGGAGUUAUCUGUUUGAUAAAGUAACUCCGAUGUUUCCUUCUAAAUUAUAAAAGUCAUCU
Molecule: messenger RNA, 2899 nt
Organism: Carassius auratus (goldfish)
Lineage: Eukaryota; Metazoa; Chordata; Actinopteri; Cypriniformes; Cyprinidae
Product: voltage-dependent calcium channel gamma-2 subunit-like
Exons: 4
Coding region: 1316-2287 (323 amino acids)
Biological process (GO): positive regulation of synaptic transmission, glutamatergic; neurotransmitter receptor transport, postsynaptic endosome to lysosome; calcium ion transport
Cellular component (GO): postsynaptic density membrane; AMPA glutamate receptor complex
Molecular function (GO): channel regulator activity; voltage-gated calcium channel activity
Source: RefSeq, a predicted model, not a curated record